This is a messenger RNA of Catharus ustulatus (Swainson's thrush), 2763 nucleotides long. RefSeq names its product zinc finger protein 865 (gene ZNF865). Bases 1 to 2763 code for a protein of 920 amino acids. The record is from RefSeq and is a predicted model, not a curated record. The transcript has 2 exons. Lineage: Eukaryota; Metazoa; Chordata; Aves; Passeriformes; Turdidae.
AUGGAGGCGAACGUGAGCGACGAGAGCGGCCACUUCCAGGCGUACCCCUUCGAUUUCCUGGAUUUCCUGACGCACCAGCGCUCGGAGCCGCCGGAGCCCUUCGAGCCCGCGCCCAAGGCGCUGCCGCUGCCCCCUCCCCAAUUCGAGUACCCCCCCCCAGCCAGCGCCCCCCCCUUCGACCGCGCCCCCCUCCCCAAACACAAGCCGGACCCCGCUGCCCCCCCUUCCUCCUCCUCCUCCUCCUCCCAACCCCACCCCAAAAAACCCGACGGGUCCCUGGGGGGCUCCCCGUACCCCCCCCCUCCGCUUCCACCCCCUCCCCAGCCGCUCUUUGAGACCUCGGCCGCUUUCCCCACCCCGCAGUGGGGCAUCGUGGACCUCUCCGGCCACCAGCACCUUUUCGGGGGCCUCAAACGCGGCUCGGCCUCGGGCACGACCGGCGGCGUCCCCGGCGGCGCCCCCGGGCCCAACCCGGAACCAAAAGACGAGCGGAACUAUUUUAAGCGGCUCAAGUACCUGGUGGAGCGGCGAUUCCCGUGCGCCGCCUGCCCCAAGGCCUUCCGGCAGGCCUCGCACCUGGUGCAGCACAUGCAGGCCCACGGCGGCGGCGCCGGCGGCGGUGAGGCCCGGCCCUACGAGUGCCGCACCUGCGGCCGCUCCUACAGCCACGGCUCCAGCCUGGUGCGGCACCGCCGCUGCCACCGCGACGGCGCCGAGGACGGGCGCGCUGACCCCGUGCCCAACGGGGUCGGCGUCAACGGGGUUGGCGCGGUGGAUGGAGGAGGGCACGCGGCGCCCAACGGGGUGACCGCGGUGGCCACGGUGAGCGUGGCGCCCAGCGCGGUGAACUCGGUGUCCGGCGGGCUGAGCGUGGCUCCCAGCGAGGUCACCGCGGUGGCCACCAACGUCGGCGCCACCAAUGUCGGCGCCACCAAUGUCAGCACCACCAACGGGGCCGGCAGGGCCGGCGCCUUGCGCGGAGUGACCGCGCCGAGCGCCGGACACGGCGUGGGCGCGUCCCCCAACGGCGUCAACGCGCUGGUGGCCGGCGGGGUGAACCUGGUGGCGCCCGGCGUGACGGUGGCGGUGCCCAACGGGGUGAUCCCGGUGCCCAGCGGGGUGAUCCUGGCGCCGGGCGGGGUCCCGCUGGCGCCCGUCGGGGUCCCGCUGCCCACGGGCGGCGCCGGCCCGGCGGUUCCCGGCGCGGGCGGCGCCGAGGGCCCCUUCACGUGCCCGCUGUGCUGGAAGGUGUUCAAGAAGCCGAGCCACCUGGCGCAGCACCAGAUCAUCCACACCGGCGAGAAGCCGUUCGCCUGCGCCGCCUGCGGCCGCGCCUUCAACCGGCGCGAGAGCCUGACGCGCCACGUCAAGACGCACGCCGGCCCGCGCCGCGUGCCCUGCCCCGUGUGCGGGAAGGAGUUCCGCGACGCCGCGUACCUGCUGCGCCACCAGCUGAGCCACGGCGCGCCGCGCCCCGCGCACCGCUGCGACGUCUGCGGCAAGGCCUACGCGGCGCCACAGAGCCUGGUGCGGCACCGGCGAGCCCACGGCGCGCCAGGCGUGGCCGCCGGCCCCUCCUCCUCCUCCUCCUCGUCCUCGUCGCGCUCGUUCCCCUGCGGGCUCUGCGGCCGCUCCUUCGGCCGCCGCGAGUCGCUGCGGCGCCACGAGCGCAUCCACACCGGGGAGAAGCCGCACGAGUGCGCCGUGUGCGGGAAGCGCUUCCGCGAGUCCUUCCACCUGCGCAAGCACCGCGUGGUGCACACGCGCGAGCGGCCCUACCGCUGCGAGCUCUGCGGCAAGGCCUUCGGCUACCCGCAGAGCCUGACGCGGCACCGCCAGGUUCACCGCGCCGCCGCGCCGCCAACACCACCGCCGGCGCAACCGGGGCUGGGCUGCGGCUCCUGCGGGCAGCGCUUCCCCGACCUGCUGCGCGCCGUGGCCGCCAAGGACGGCGCCGCGGCGACCGAGCGGCAGCACGGCUGCGACGGCUGCGGGCAGGUGUUCGGCUUCCUGGAGAACCUGGUGUGGCACCGCCUGGUGCACCCCGCGGCGCCCGGCCCGGAGCCCGGCGCGGCCGAGGAGCCGCCGGGGCCGCCGCGCGCGCCGCGCUUCGCCUGCGCCACCUGCGGCCGCAGCUUCAAGCGUUUCCUGGCGCUGGUCACCCACAGGUACGUGCACCUGGCCGGAGCGCGGCCGCCCUCCUGCGCCGCCUGCGGCCGGCGCUGCGCCGGCGCCCUGGAGCUGCUGCGGCACCGGCGCCGCCACCUGCGCCUCCGCCCGGCGCCGUGCGCCGCCUGCGGCCGCAAGUUCUGGGCGGCGCCGCUGCUCCGCCGCCACCGCCGCUGCUGCCCCGCCCGGCGCCGCCCGCUGCGCUGCCGCACCUGCGGCCGCUCCUUCCCGCGCGCCGCCGCGCUGCGCCGCCACCGGGCCGGCCACCGCCCGCCGCGCUGCCCGCUCUGCGCCCGCCGCUUCGCCCACGCCGCCGGGCUGGCCGAGCACCGGCGCCGGCACGGGCGGGCGCGGCCGCGGCGCUGCCGCACCUGCGGGAAGGCGUUCCGCUUCCGCUCCAACCUGCUGGAGCACCGGCGCGCGCACCUGGGCGAGGCCGUGUACCGCUGCGAGCGCUGCGGCAAGAGCUUCCACUACCUGGGCUCCAUCGCGCGGCAUCUGCGCGCGCACCGCCGGCGCCGCCGCGGGGCCCGGCAGCGCGGGAGGGGCCUGGGAGGGCAGGGGGGAGCGGAGGGGACGGGGACGGGGCAGUGA